Poecile atricapillus (Black-capped chickadee) is the source of this 912-nucleotide messenger RNA. RefSeq names its product small integral membrane protein 11 (gene SMIM11). NCBI's taxonomy places the organism in Eukaryota, Metazoa, Chordata, Aves, Passeriformes, Paridae. The record is from RefSeq and is a predicted model, not a curated record. The transcript has 5 exons. Bases 312 to 581 code for a protein of 89 amino acids.
GUGGCCGCGGUUCCUGCGGGAGCUGCUUUAGCUGCUUUAGCGCUGUUCAUGUGGAGAAGCAAAGCGGAGCGCUCGCAGCCGCAGCCGAGCGGGCGGAGCGGCCCCGGCCGGGCCCGGCGCUGCCGGGAGCUCCGUGAGGGAGCGCCGCCCCCGCCCGCCAUGGCCGCGCUGAGAGUUUGGUGUAUGUGAGAAGCUGCCAGAGGAAUCACUCUUAUUUUAAUUUCUGCUUCACCAGGUGUAACGACCACCCUGACAUUUCCCCAGCAGGAUAAGGAGCUGCACAGUCAGGAUCAGCACAGAAAUAGUGACUGAUGAACAGGAAUUUGGUGGUGGCUGCCACUCCAGGGCUCUGGAGUGUGACCCCCCCAGUCCUGGGGCACCCCACAGCCGAGAUGGUGGCCUUUAACUGGAAGGCUCUGGAGAACUUCCCACUGCUGAUGUACAUUUUGGCAGCUAAAACACUGAUCCUUUGCUUGGCCUUUGCUGGAGUCAAAAUGUACCAGAGCAAGAAAAUCGAGGAGAAACUGAAGAGGGAACGAGAAGAGAAGCUGAAAGCAGAAGCAGAGAAGAAGGAUGAGUGAAGAGUCCCUCAGGUGUGGAAUUGAUCCCAGUUCCUGGGCUUUGAGGAUGCCCUUGUUCCUCCCAGUGGGAUUGAUUUGGAAUGUGAAAUUGGAAUAUGAUGAGCUCUUGGAAUAUUUGGGACUCACUCUUUGUGGGUCUUGCAUGAACCACUGUCCUGUUUGAGGAUAUUUUAGCACAAUAUUCCCUCUCUGUUUUUAUCUCCCUGCAUUUCCAUGCCUGAUUCACAAAGAGGGGGGAUAAAUUUGGAAUAACUGCAGGGGAGCAGCCAGGCAGGAUGCUGCAAUCAGAACUCUGGGCCUCAAGGCACAAAAUAAAGAGAGAAAAUAAUCA